AUGGCCGUUGAUUCUCCGGUUUCUCAUGCCAAGGCCCUCCGGUUCAUAGAGGAAACCACUACAAAUGCUGACUCGGUUCAGAAAAGAGUGUUGGCCGAGAUUCUGAACCGGAAUGCUGAUACGGAGUAUCUGAACCGGUUCCGCCUCAAUGGAGCCACCGACCAAGACGCCUUUAAGUCCAAAGUUCCGGUGGUUACUUACGAGGAGCUGGAGGCCGACAUCCGACGUAUUGCUAAUGGCGAUCGCUCCCCUAUCUUUUCCUCUCAUCCCAUUUCUGAGUUUCUUACCAGUUCUGGGACAUCGGGUGGGGAGAGAAAAUUAAUGCCCACAAUUAAAGAAGAAAUGGAACGUCGUCAGCUGCUUUAUAGUCUUCUCAUGCCUAUCAUGAACCUGUACGUGCCGGGGUUGGACAAGGGGAAGGGACUCUACUUUUUAUUUGUGAAGGCUGAAACCAAGACCCCUGGAGGGCUAGUGGCACGUCCAGUGCUCACCAGCUACUACAAGAGCGACAUCUUCAAGACUAGACCCUAUGACCCAUUCAAUGAUUACACUAGCCCAAACGAGGCAAUUCUAUGCGCCAAUUCCUUCCAAAGCAUGUACACUCAGAUGUUAUGUGGCCUCCUAAUGCGCCACCAAGUCCUCCGCGUGGGCGCCGUCUUUGCCUCUGGUCUCCUCCGCGCCAUUCACUUCCUCCAGCUCAAUUGGAAGCAGUUGGCAUAUGACAUCUCCACUGGCACCCUAAGCCCCAAAAUCACAGACCCUUGUCUCCGUGAAUGCAUAACCUCCAAAUACCUAACAAACCCAAACCCGGAGCUGGCGGAAUUCAUCUCCAAGGAGUGCUCCAUAGAGGAGUGGGAAGGAAUUAUCACAAGAAUUUGGCCAAACACUAAGUACCUGGAUGUGAUUGUGACAGGAGCCAUGGCUCAGUACAUACCCACCUUGGAACUUUACAGUGGAGGGCUACCCAUGGCUUGCACCAUGUACGCUUCCUCGGAGUGCUAUUUCGGGUUAAAUUUGAACCCAAUGUGCAAGCCCUCGGAAGUGACCUACACCAUCAUGCCAAACAUGGGCUACUUCGAAUUCCUCCCUCACGACACGUCGUCUCCUCCAGCUCACUCCCGCGACUCCCCACCUCGACUAGUCAACCUCGCUGACGUGGAACUCGGGAAAGUGUACGAGCUCGUAAUCACAACCUACUCCGGACUCAACCGUUACCGAGUCGGUGACAUUCUACAAGUAACAGGGUUCCACAACGCAGCCCCACAGUUCCGAUUCAUGAGAAGAAAGAACGUUCUUUUGAGCAUCGAUUCUGAUAAGACAGAUGAGGCCGAGUUGCAAACGGCCAUCAACAAUGCGGCGUUGUUGCUGCGGGAGUUCAACACCAGCGUGCUAGAGUACACGACCCACGCAGACACCAAAACAAUCCCAGGGCAUUACGUCAUAUAUCUGGAGCUUCUUGUAAAAGACACCGCAAAUCCCCCUCCCGUGGAGACCUUAAACCACUGCUGUCUGGCCAUGGAAGAGAGCCUCAACUCGGUGUACCGCCAAUGUCGAGUGGCCGACAACUCAAUCGGACCGCUGGAGAUCAGGGUGGUCAAAAACGGGACGUUUGAAGAGGUAAUGGACUAUGCAAUCUCAAGGGGUGCAUCAAUAAACCAAUACAAAGCGCCACGAUGCGUGAACUUCACACCCGUUCUCGAACUCCUCGACUCUAGGGUAAUUUCGGCGCACUUUAGCAUAUCCAAGCCGCACUGGACACCCGAACGAAACCGUUAGAGGUUGUCACUCUUGA
Messenger RNA from Cucurbita pepo subsp. pepo (vegetable marrow), 1792 nucleotides. Its product is annotated as putative indole-3-acetic acid-amido synthetase GH3.1. NCBI's taxonomy places the organism in Eukaryota, Viridiplantae, Streptophyta, Magnoliopsida, Cucurbitales, Cucurbitaceae. Gene Ontology annotation, molecular function: acid-amino acid ligase activity. Gene Ontology annotation, cellular component: cytoplasm. The record is from RefSeq and is a predicted model, not a curated record.